CAGGCUUGACGGUGGUGCGCAUCUCACCGACCGGGAAUACCGAUUUCUGAACAUUUCGGCCUUUUCCCCCGCUGCACCGUAAGCUGUGUUUGCCUGCGAGCUGCUCCAGAGGAGAGCGGGUUGUACUGGCGUCGCGGGGAUAAAGUGAAAGAUUAUACCAGGCAGUAUUAUGACAAACGGAGAUGACACACAUUCAGAAGGAGCCGUGUUUGUUUUGUACAGCGACAUGAGGCAGGGGGUGGAGAGCCACAGAGACGCUGGGCUCCGGCCAAACAUCACCGCAUUUUAGCACUUAUUCGAUGCCCGGGAUUUGCAUUACAUUGCAUUUACUGCAUCGUUGAUCGGCCGUUAUUUUGCAAAGUGCACGGUGGAAAAUGCAGCGUGUUUGAGGACACCCCCCUCCAGAUAUCCAUUGCUGCCAUGAUAGGCAGUGGUCCCUCGACCGCGGCUCGGCCGGUUGGAGAAGAGGCAGAUUGAUUUGGAACGGUGGGUCGCAUCUGCGGAUGUUAUUCUGUCUGUGGAGCCUGUAAAUAUCAUCCGCGAAAACACACCGUGAUUCUUACUCAGGGAAAGAGGAGAGAAAACAACAUGUCUUCUCGGUCUGCAUUACCGUCUGGAAACGACAGGAGUACUGGAGACCAUCAUGUGUCGCUGGGGGCCAGCCGCUCUGACAAGACCACCAGCCAGUCCAGCCGCUCACUGGGUGCCCGCUGCAGGAACUCCAUUGCCUCCUGCUCAGAUGAGCAGCCGCACAUCGGCAACUACCGUCUGCUCAAGACCAUCGGCAAGGGAAACUUUGCGAAGGUCAAGCUGGCCCGCCACAUCCUGACGGGCAAGGAGGUUGCAAUAAAAAUCAUCGAUAAAACUCAGUUGAACCCAACCAGCCUACAGAAGCUCUUUCGGGAGGUACGAAUAAUGAAAGGCUUAAAUCACCCCAACAUAGUGCAGCUGUUCGAGGUGAUUGAGACUGAUAAGACCCUUUACCUAAUCAUGGAGUACGCCAGUGGAGGUGAAGUGUUUGACUACCUCGUGUCUCAUGGAAGAAUGAAGGAGGUUGAAGCCAGAGCCAAAUUUCGACAGAUUGUUUCAGCUGUCCACUACUGCCACACGAAGAACAUCGUCCACAGAGAUUUGAAGGCGGAGAACCUACUGCUGGAUGCCGACUCCAACAUCAAGAUUGCAGACUUUGGCUUCAGCAACGAGUUCACGCUGGGCAACAAGCUGGACACAUUCUGUGGCUCACCACCCUACGCUGCCCCUGAGCUUUUCCAGGGCAAGAAAUAUGAUGGGCCUGAGGUGGACGUCUGGAGUCUUGGGGUUAUCCUCUAUACGCUGGUCAGCGGCUCACUGCCCUUUGAUGGGCAGAACCUAAAGGAGCUGAGGGAGCGCGUGCUGAGGGGAAAGUACCGUGUGCCCUUCUAUAUGUCCACAGACUGUGAGGGGAUCCUUCGCCGAUUCCUGGUGCUCAACCCCACCAAACGCUGCACCCUUGAUCAAGUCAUGAAGGACAAGUGGAUAAAUUCAGGGUAUGAGGGGGAUGACCUGAAGCCCCACAUAGAACCAGUUGAAGACUACAGUGAUCCAGCUCGCAUAGAGGUGAUGGUGGGGAUGGGUUUCACUCCAGAGGAAAUCAAGGACUCUCUGCUCAAUCAGAAAUACAAUGAAGUCACUGCAACCUACUUACUGCUGGGCCGCAAAGGCGAUGAGGGCAGUGAGGCUCGCACUGCUAGUAGCCUGUCCCUGGCAAGGGUUCGACCAAGCCCCAUCACCAAUGGGACCAACAAGCACUCCUCAGCCACUGGCUCCUCUUCCUCCUCCACCUCCUCCUCACAUAGCAAGACCCAGCGCAGUGCCUCCACCUACCAUAGGCAGCGACGACACAGUGACUUCUUCCUCCACAACAAAGGCGGGCCCUCCAUGCCCGUCAUGCACCCCAAACGGAGCCCCACUAGCACGGGCGACCGUGAGCUGCGGGAGGGACGAAUGCCUUCACGUAAGGCCAGUUGCAGCGUGAUGGGGAGCCACAGCCUCCCUCCCUCCAGCCCAAUGGUCAGCAGUGCCAACAACCCCAACAAGUCUGAGAUCCCAGACCGCCGCAAAGACAUGACGGCUACCACAAAUAACAUCCCUGGAAGUGCCAUGACACGCAGGAAUACAUAUGUAUGCACUGACCGCUCAGGCACUGACAGACACUCUCUUCUGCAGAACGGCAAAGACAACAGCUCCCUGGGCCACCGCUUGCCUGCAGCGUCUCCCUCAACGCUCAGCAUUUCUGGGGCCGGAGCUGCCUCCUCCUCUUCCUCUUCGGACCGAUGCCGCCUGACCCGAGGCUCCACCAUCCGCAGCACUUUUCAUGGGGGGCAGCUGAGGGACCGUGGGCCCCCAGUCUACUCAGCCCCACCCACUUCACCCACCUUGUCCCACCAUGACGCCAGCCCUCUGCCCCAUGCCCGCACCAGGGCGACCUCCAACCUCUUCACCAAGCUGACCUCGAAACUCACUCGCAGGGUCACAAAUGAAUCUGAGGGAAUCAGGAGAUUUGCGGUCACAAGUUGCCAUCUACCUGGGUAUCAAAAAGCGUCCGAGCCCCGGGCCGUCGGACGUGGCUGGGAUUUGAGAGGUGGUGGGCGGCGGGACCCUGCGGAGGUGGUUCUGGCUCUGCGGGAGGCGGCGCUUGGAUGUGGCUGCCAGGUCCACCAUGCCGGCCCAUUUCUGCUCUCCUGCACCCACGGUGUGGCAGGGGGCCGCGUGGCUUUUGAGGCCGAGGUGUGCCAUCUUUCCACGGGCACCUCCGAGACUUCUAACGGGGUGCGCUACACGCGACUCUGGGGGACACCGCUAGCUUUUCGGGACAUUGCCACCCAAAUCUCUAAGGACCUUGAACUUUGAACAGAGGAUGUGUUUGCGUAUGCGUGAGUGUUUUUGUGAGUGAGUGUUGAUGUGUGUGCGCAAAGGAAGAGGAGGUGGAAAUGGGCAAAAGGGGCGAGGGGCUGGACCCGAGAGAAAAGACUUCUCCUUCUGUUUCUUUCAUGACGACCCCCCCAGCACACACACACACACACACACACACACACAGAUACACGCACACCUGACCUGUAAAGUCACACAGACUGAGGCAUCCCCCUCCACCCAAUCACCCCACUGAGCUCAGCCAACUUCUUCACUGAGUGACUGCACCCACUGGACCUGGAUCAGACGGAAUCUAGUUGAAUAUUUUGUAUCGCUACUCUAGCCAUAAUGACACUUUAUUUUGUUAUUUAUUGCUCUGAUCAUUGUUUUUACCCACUGUCACUUUCAAAAAACAUCUUCUCUUGAGUAAUGGCCAUCAUUGACUAGCCAGUCCUUUUUUUAAAUUGUUCUUUUAUACCUCACCUUUAUGUCUACCUUUUAUCCCCUAUACCGAUGACAUGGUUAUCUGCUGACUUCUUAACACAUGGGGACAAGAACAUGCACAGAUGUGGAUAUGGUCCGACUCAGUGAUCAGACAAGCAGCCACAGAGGGUUUCAUUGCUUUGACUCGUGUACAUACAGCAGUGACAACUGAAAUGGAUUUAGGGCAGUGGGAAAAGGGUUGACAGGCCUUUGAAACAGCCAAUCAGAGGCUGACCUGGAACACAAGGAGCCAGUGACAUCUUCCAUUUCAUGAACUGAUAGAGCUGUCACCUCAAAAUUACAUUUGUUUCUCUACAAGAGAAAUUAAAAAUGUAGAUAAUGUUUACUGAGAAACAAACUCUGUGGUUAGCAACAUUUUUACACAUACAAGAAGAAGAGAACAUUUUGGUGCAGCAACUCCAUGCUUUAUUUUUGGUUCUUGCUACACCAAUAUGUAAAUAAGUCAAUACAGCUGAUUUGGUGAAAUAUUAUAAGGUUAUAUAACUUUAAUAUCACUGCUGUCAUAGAAUACAUGUUCUAUGCUGGCUCUCUGAAAGGAUGAAUAUAGAGGCCUGCAAAGACUUCAUGCACACAUGCUGCUCUCUGGUUGGCUGGAUUCAUUGUUUGUCAGCGCUGGUCAUUGUCAGUAAAACUUGUUCAAAGCCUUUGGAUUUUCCAACCUCUCACCCAUUUUCAUCCCUUUACCUUUCUUCAAAAGCAUUACACUGAAGACAUGACAGCAGAGACACAUACUUGAGAAUAUCUUUCUAACUAGAAGCCCUCUACUGUUUAAAUCUUUCAAGGUGAUUAAAGCAAGCGCGAUACAAAUGUGGUUCAGUCUGUUGUCCCACAGCAAAAUAACAAAUUCUUUGGUUCUUCUCUGUGCCAUGUGAUCUCGCCUCAGCUAUCAUCUCAGUAUGUUCAUGGGAAACACCAAAAGCAGAUCAGCCAAGCAGUGAACCUCUCAGAUUACACACUCACCUUUACAAACACAGAGAAACAUGCACUUCUAAAUGUCCACCCUGUCCUUUUUUGUGACACAGUCUAUAAACUGGUAUGUCCAUUAUUGAUGACUGUGGGCUGUGGUGAUCAGGGGGGAGUAUUCAGAAUCUGGAUAGUCACGAUGAAGGCAGUGUGCACAGUGUUUUCUUCUCGUUAGUCCAGUUGCCUUUAAAGUGAACAACCCCCAGCGCCUUCAUACAGUGCAUAUUUAAUGUAAAAGAGAGAGAGAGAGAGAGAGAGAGAGAGAGAACUGAGAACGCUUUCUAUUCUCCCUCCCUGUUUUUAGUGAAUAACGUAUUGUGAUAUUUACGUAGGCUACAGAGAUCAUGUUGUUUGGCUGCUGAUUUACUGUUAAUACUAUCUCUCAGUUGUGGCUUUGCUCUUGGUGACCCGAAACACCCACUUACCCCACUCCCCAUUUCCUUUCCUACUCCUCAUAAACUCCUCAACACCCUACUUUUACACAGGGGCGCCAACCUUAGCUGUCUGCCACCUUCGUAUGUACCACCAACUUUUUUCUACGGUCACAACAAGCAUUUGGCUUUCCUCAGCUCUUCGUUGAGACCCUGUUUUCUGGCAGGGGAACACUCAGCCAUCAUCCACAGUCUCACAUUGUAGAACCAUGUUUGACAUCUUCUUAGUCCUUUUUGGCUUGUGCUGUUUCAUGGAGCCCAACAGGGGAGACUGGUGUUGACCUGUCCUCCUCAGGGUGAGAAGCAGACACCAAUAUGGACACUAGCAGUCUGUCCUUGUCCUCUCCCUGGAUGUUUCUCAUUGUGGUGUAUAUUAGCAUUAGGUAAUAUAGACCUCAAUGCACUUUGCUUUGACUUGAAUCAGCUCCUUCCAGUGUACCUGUAUAGGUAAUACCCAGAACUAGCCACUGGAGGGUGCCAAUGUCUUAAAUGUGAAACACUUCAAUUUGUGGAUAUUUGCACAGGUACUUUAUUUAUUUUUUAGAAUAAUAUAAUUUAAAAAACAGGAUUUAUAUCAGUCAUUGAUGGCUGUAUAUAAAGUAUAUGAAUAUAAUAUAUAUCUUAGAGCUCAAGGUUUAUUUAUAGCUAGAGCAAGGGAAGUAAUUCUAGUUUAAAGCAGAUUCUGUCAGUGACAAUGGGAAACAAAACCAACCUGCAAUCCUGCAUGACUUCAGAGUUUGGGUUUUGGGGGAAAAAAUGAAACAUGAUACACACCUAGGAUUGGAAGCUUUGUGAAAUGCAAACAUGAGCGGUUUCAGACAUGAAUUGAUACAAAAAAAAAAUGGUGCUAAAUGUAGCACCCGGUCUUUCCCCCGUUCACAAAAACAAACUGAGGGCUUGGGUGAAAUACAGUGACUUCACUCCACUUUGUUUGCUAGAGGAUAGGUUCAGUACACUCAAGGGGUUCCGAGUUCUUAGAAGUAUUAAGACAUGCCAUGAAAUGUACCACAGCACACAGUGUGUAAGAACAAUGUUCAGUUUUAGAUCCUGUAAGGACAUUGGGAACAAAUUGUGCAAUUUGGUUUUAUUUUGUCACCAGUCCCAAUAAGUCCCUAACAUGGUGAUAGCCCUGGGUUGCAUUCAAGCCAUAGAAAUGUCAUGUCACUGUCUCCUGAUAGCAAAUAUGAAUGAGGUUGUUUGUGAAGCCUUCCGAUGGAAAUUGUUGAAGUGAAACAGGCUACAAAGCAAAUAACUUAGUGUACAACAACUCACUCUUAGUAUAAGAUGGAUGAACAUUGUCUUAAGGUGAGAUCUACUGUGAAAAAGUCUUGAAAAGAUUUUGUUGACCUGAUGUUUGAGUUAAUGUGUAUACCUGCACAGAGACAGUGUGUCACUGCUCCGAGUUAGAUGGUGGAUGGGUACAGUAUUAUGACUCAGUAUUUAACAUGCACUGUCAUUUCCAAACUGACUUUGGAAACAGUUGAUGUUAUAUGCAAAAGUGACUGAAGAACACACACAGUUUGACCUGUAUGAGUAAUUUUACGCUGCUCUGCUGUUUAAUUCCUCCCCUCAGAAACAAACUGUAAACUGUCAUCAAGUGGUUAUGGUAUAUAAGGAGAAUUGGAUCUGAAGAUUAAUAAAAUUCACUGAUGUUGGCUUUUUUUCCCUUUA
Epinephelus lanceolatus (giant grouper) is the source of this 6458-nucleotide messenger RNA. The record is from RefSeq and is a predicted model, not a curated record. Lineage: Eukaryota; Metazoa; Chordata; Actinopteri; Perciformes; Serranidae.